Messenger RNA from Symphalangus syndactylus (siamang), 3887 nucleotides. RefSeq names its product geminin DNA replication inhibitor (gene GMNN). NCBI's taxonomy places the organism in Eukaryota, Metazoa, Chordata, Mammalia, Primates, Hylobatidae. Gene Ontology annotation, cellular component: nucleus. Gene Ontology annotation, biological process: negative regulation of cell cycle; negative regulation of DNA replication. The record is from RefSeq and is a predicted model, not a curated record.
GGGUCGGAGAGGAGGUCAAAGCGCACAGGCCUCCCAGCCAGCAGAAAACCCCCACAGUCCUUCAGUACUCCCUACCGUUGACGGCGCAGGCGCAGGAAGGGGCGGGGCCGAGGGAAGAGGCGAUUCGCGGGAUUCCAGAGGCCGCGCCCCUCGUCUGCGUCAGUUGGUCACGUGGUUGUUCGGAGCGGGCAAGCCGAGUAGUAGGGCUUUACUGCAGAGCGCGCCGGACACUCCAGCGACCGUGGGGAUCACCGUAGGUGAGCUGUGGCCUUUUGCGAGGUGCUGCAGCCAUAGCUACCUGCGUUCGCUACGAGGAUUGAGCGUCUCCACCCAGUAAGUGUGCAAGAGGCGGCAGGAAGUGGGUGCGCAGGGGCGUAAGGCGCGCAGCCUCUAGACGACUCGCUUUCGCUUCGGCCAACCUCUGAAGCCGCGUCCUACUUUGACAGCUGCGGGGCCGCAGCCGGGUCUUCUGUGCUUCACCAUCUACAUAAUGAAUCCCAGUAUGAAGCAGAAACAAGAAGAAAUCAAAGAGAAUAUAAAGAAUAGUUCUGUCCCAAGAAGAACUCUGAAGAUGAUUCAGCCUUCCGCAUCUGGAUCUCUUGUUGGAAGAGAAAAUGAGCUGUCCACAGGCUUGUCCAAAAGGAAACAUCGGAAUGACCAGUUAACAUCUACAACUUCCACCCCUGGGGUUAUUGUCCCAGAAUCUAGUGAAAAUAAAAAUCUUGGUGGAGUCACCCAGGAGUCAUUUGAUCUUAUGAUUAAAGAAAAUCCAUCCUCUCAAUAUUGGAAAGAAGUGGCAGAAAAACGGAGAAAGGCGCUGUAUGAAGCACUUAAGGAAAAUGAGAAACUUCAUAAAGAAAUUGAACAAAAGGACAAUGAAAUUGCCCGCCUGAAAAAGGAGAAUAAAGAAUUGGCGGAAGUAGCAGAACAUGUACAGUAUAUGGCAGAGCUACUAGAGAGACUGAAUGGUGAACCUCUGGAUAACUUUGAAUCACUGGAUAAUCAGGAAUUUGAUUCGGAAGAAGAAACUGUUAAGGAUUCUGUAGUGGAAGACUCAGAAAUUGGCACGUGUGCUGAAGGAAUUGUAUCUUCCUCUACGGAUGCAAAGCCGUGUAUAUGAAAUGCAUUAAUAUUUGACUGUUGAGAAUUUUACUGCCAAAGUUUACCUCCAUUAGUUCUUUGUACCAGAGUACGUAACUACAUAAUGCCAACUCUGGAAUCAAGCUUCCUUGUUUGAAUCCUGGGACCCUAUUGUAUUAAAAUACAAAUACUAUGUAUUUUUAAUCUAUGAUGGUUUAUGUGAAUAGGAUUUUCUCAGUUGUCAGCCAUGACUUAUGUAUAUUACUAAAUAAACUUCAAACUCCUGUUGAACAUUGUGUAUAACUUAGAAUAAUGAAGUAUAAGGAGUAUGUGUAGAAAAUUUGUCUGUUUCUAUGCUUUUAUGUUGUUCUCUUUCCAUUCUUUUGCUAACUACCUUGGAGGAAACAAGGAUAAAACGAACAAAGUAUUUAGACUGAGAUAGCUGAGGUUUUAACUCCCAAACUUUGUUGUACCUCAAGCUCACUUACAGUGACGCUAUUGAUAUUAACAAGUAGUUUUUGGAAUGGAGCAUGAGAAUCUAUUUUCCAAAAGCUUUUCAAGUGAAUGUGAUUAGCCAGCGAGAAGCUCAACUGGCUAGCAGGAUCAGACUCUUCUUGGAAGCUUAAAAUGAUGGAUGAUGGUGAUAAUCCUAGAGAAACAAAGUGAGAAGUGGGUAAAAGUUCGAUGGAAAAAACAGGAAUAGCUGAAAAUAUGGAGCUUUUCUAUUUCACAUAUUGGUAUAGUGCAAAGUAUGUAAAUAUUGAAGAAUAAGAGUGGGGUCAGAUUCAUUAGUGAUUUCCCAUAUAUACUAAGUUUUGAAGGAGGAAAAGUACAAACUAGGGGUAUGCAGCAUUGGAAUUGAAACAGUUCUGUGAGAGGCAUACAAGUAGUUUUGUAUAAAUUGGCAAUAAAGAGCAAUGUCAUGUCAUGCUUUAUGCUUUUUUUUUUUUUUUUCCCCUUUGAGACAGAGUCUUGCUCUUGUUACCCAGGCUGGAGUGCAAUGGCACGAUCUCACUGCAACCUCUGCCUCGUUGGUUCAAAUGAUUCUGCCUCAGCCUCCCGGGUAGCUGCGGUUACGGGUGCCUGCCACCACACCUGGCUAAUUUUUGUAUUUUUAGUAGAGACGGAGUUUCACCAUGUUGGCCAGGCUGGUCUCGAACUCCUGACCUCAAGUGAUCCGCCCACCUCGACCUCCCAAAGUGCUGGGAUGACAGGUGUGAGGCACCACGCCUGGCCUCAAGCUUUUGAAAGGAUUGUUUUAGGUAAGUAUCCUUACAGAACCUUAAUUUUCUCUCUCUCUCGUUUUUUGUUGUUUUUUUUUUGAGACAGGAUCUCACUCUGUCACCCAGGCGGGAGUGCAGGGGUGCAAUCUCAGCUCACUUCAGCCUCCACCUGCUGGGCGCAAGUGAUCUUCCCACUUCAGCCUCCCAAGUAGCUGAGACUACAGGUGCGUGCCACCACACCCGGCUAAUUUUUUGUAUAGACGGGGUUUCGCCAUGUUGCCCAGACUGGUCUUGAAUUCCUGGCAUCAGGCGAUCUGCCUGCUUCGCCCUCCAAAGUGUUGGGAUUACAGGCGUGAGCCACUGCGCCUGGCCUUAAUUUUCUUUAAUACUGAGAUAAAGCCUACCUCAUAGUGUUAUCAUGAAGAUUAAAACCUUUAGUGUCUAGAAUAAGUUCCUUAAAAAUGGAAGCUAUUAUUAAUCUAUAACAACAUCGUCCGGUAGAACUUAUUGGGAUGAUGAGAAUAUCUGCUGUAUAGUAUGGUAGCCAUUUCUGUGUGGCUAGUGUGACUGAGGUCUGGACAUUUUAAUUUAAGUCACUACAAGUGUUACGGGAAGUCAGGGACCCCAAAAGGAGGGACCGGCUGAAGCCAUGGCAGAAGAAUGUGAAUUGUGAAGAUUUCAUGGACAUUUAUUAGUUCCCCAAAUUAAUACUUUUAUAAUUUCUCAUGCCUGUCUUUACUGCAAUCUCUAAACAUAAAUUGUGAAGAUUUCAUGGACACUUAUCACUUCUCCAAUCAAUACCCUUGUGAUUUCCUAUGCCUGUCUUUAAUCUCUUAAUUCUGUCAUCUCUUAAGCUGAGGAGGAUGUAUGUUGCCUCAGUACCCUGUGAUAAUUGCAUUAACUGCACAAAUUGUAGAGCAUGUGUGUUUGAACAGUAUGAAAUCUGGGCACCUUGAAAAAAGAACAGGAUAACAGCAAUGUUUAGGAAACGAGAGAUAACCUUAAACUCUGACCGCCGGUGAGCCAGGCGGAACAGAGCCAUAUUUCUCUUCUUUCAAAAGCAAAUGGGAGAAAUAUCACUGAAUUCUUUUUCUCAGCAAGGAACAUCCCUGGGAAAGAGAAUACGUGCCUGGGAGUGGGUCUAUAGAUGGCCCCCCGGGUGUGGCCAUCUUCUAUGGUCUGUAGACUGCAGGGGUGAAAUAGACCCCAGUCUCCCAUAGCGCUCCCAGGCUUAUUAGGAAGAGGAGAUUCCCGCCUAAUAAAUUUUGGUCAGACCAGUUGCUCUCAAAACCCUGUCUCCUGAUAAGAUGUUAUCAGUGACAAUGGUGCCCGAAACUUCUUUAGCAAUUUUAGUUUCGCCCCGGUCCUGUGGUCCUGUGUUCCUGUGAUCUCGCCCUGCCUCCAUUUGCCUUGUGAUGUUCUAUUACCUUGUGAGGAACGUGAUCUCUGUGACCCAUACCUAUUCGCACACUCCCUCCCCUUUUGAAAGUCCCUAAUAAAAACUUGCUGGUUUUGCGGCUUGGGGGGCAUCAUGGAACCUACCGACAUGUGAUGUCUCCCCCGGACGCCCAGCUUUAAAACCUC